Messenger RNA from Puntigrus tetrazona (Sumatra barb), 2352 nucleotides. RefSeq names its product SRY-box transcription factor 7 (gene sox7). The record is from RefSeq and is a predicted model, not a curated record. Bases 286 to 1479 code for a protein of 397 amino acids. NCBI's taxonomy places the organism in Eukaryota, Metazoa, Chordata, Actinopteri, Cypriniformes, Cyprinidae. The transcript is spliced from 2 exons. Gene Ontology annotation, molecular function: RNA polymerase II cis-regulatory region sequence-specific DNA binding; DNA-binding transcription factor activity, RNA polymerase II-specific. Gene Ontology annotation, biological process: regulation of DNA-templated transcription; cell differentiation; anatomical structure morphogenesis.
CCUCCCGUGGGCCUGUGCUGGAAGCUGCUCCUCACAUAUAAAGCGCUUCCCAAUGCCGGAGGAAACAGUGAAUCACAGCUUCAGAGGGGGAGUCGAGCACCAUCCACUCAUCUCUCUCACAGUGCUCUUCAACCACCAGCUGCUCGGUCAAAGUCGGCUCCGAUCGCGCGCUCACUUUAAACCGCUUUAAAUUCAGAAACAGAAGAAAAAAAAAGCUCUCGCUCGCACUCGCGCCCGAGAGGCAAAGUUUGAGGAAGAGGGGAAGCUGAAGUUUUGAGAGCGCACAUGGCUGCUCUGAUAAGCGCGUAUUCGUCCUGGCCGGAGAGCUUCGAGUGUUCUGCGGGAAACGCGGACGUACCUGACGGACACACCUCCCACAGAGCUCCCGCGGACAAGGUGUCGGAGCCGCGCAUCAGGAGACCCAUGAACGCCUUCAUGGUGUGGGCCAAAGAUGAGCGCAAGAGGCUCGCAGUACAGAACCCCGACCUCCACAACGCCGAGCUAAGCAAGAUGCUGGGAAAGUCUUGGAAAGCUUUAACUCCGCCGCAGAAGAGACCAUACGUGGAGGAAGCGGAGCGGCUGAGGGUGCAGCACAUGCAGGACUACCCCAAUUACAAAUACCGUCCCCGUAGGAAGAAGCAGCUGAAGCGCAUCUGUAAACGCGUGGACCCCGGCUUCCUCCUGACCACCCUCGGCCCCGACCAGAACUCCCUCCCGGACCCCCGAGGCUGCUGUCACCCCCUCGAUAAAGACGACGAGAGCGGCGUGAGUGGCAGCGGUGGCUUCGGUUCUCCCAGCGCAGCUCUCCCCGGCGUCAGGGUCUUCAGAGAUCCGGCCAGUUCCAACAGCAGCUUCGAUACGUACCCGUACGGCUUGCCCACGCCCCCCGAGAUGUCUCCUCUGGACGCCGUGGAUCACGAACACCAGUCCUACUACUCUUCCUCCAGCUCAGUGUCCACCAGCUCCUGCUCAUCCUCCGCCUCUUGCCCAGACGACAGGCGUCCCACCCCGGUGCACAUGAGCAGUCCACCCCCCUACCAUCCCGAUUACUCCCAGCAGGUACCUUUGCACUGUGGGAGCUCACAUUUGGGCCACAUCCCGAUGUCCCACCAGGGAAGUGGGGCGACCCUUAUCGCAGCUCCUCCGCUGUCCUAUUACAGCCCUUCGUUCCCGCAGGUUCAGAUCCAUCAUGGGCACCAGGGGCACCUGGGACAGCUUUCUCCCCCUCCAGAGCAGGGGCACCUGGAAGGUCUGGACCAGCUGAGCCAGGCUGAAUUGCUGGGUGAGGUAGACCGAGAUGAGUUCGACCAGUACCUAAAUUCCACUAGUUAUCACCCCGAACAGGGCGGGAUGACGGUCACGGGACACAUCCAGGUAACGCCGGCUUCCGUUUGCUCCAGCAGCGCUACGGAAACCAGUCUCAUCUCCGUAUUGGCCGAUGCCACGGCAGCCUAUUACAACAACUACAGCAUUUCAUAAACACCAAAACAGAGACAACUGACACAGACAGAGACUGUGGGCUCGACAAGGGUCAGCAAUAUGACUGGCAGGUGAAAGGAAGGCCGUGGAGGGAGCGGAAAAGAGAAGCUACAGGAAGUCAAAGGACACCUCAGGGAUGCAUAGAUAAAAAAAAAUCUUUGUUUCCAAAAGAAGAACGGAAGUAAAAGAAAAAAAAUGGACAAACAUAGAAAAUGCUCUCAUAUCUUGCCACAGAAGCAUGUACAUAUGCUAUAAAGCUUAUUUAUAUAUCGAAUUGCUUUGCAUUAAAGCUUAUUGUAUUGCUUUUUUUCAGUCCAGAUAUAUUCAUUUGAUUUUUUUUUUUUCAAACCUCAAUUGUUUUACCUCAAGAAUUAUUUAAGCGAGGCUGGUCUUUUCCUUCAUAGGACAUAAUUUUGAAGGAUAUCCUGCCCUUUCUUUGUCCCUUUACAUUCAUUCAUUUCAAAAAUGUAUAUGUAUACUCAGUUAAAAGAAUAAUAAUAAUGAAUACUAUUGUAUGCCAGUUUAGGUUUUCCAUAUUAAUUUAAUUCAAAUACAAUUUUGAGUUCAUGCGUUUAGUAUUUUCUUUUUUGAUAUCCACACAGAUGUCAAGCGGAAGAAUGUAGCUCAGUAUUGAUGUUUGUUGAACACCGUUCUGUUUGGCCGAUUUCAACGAUGAGGACUUUCAUAAGAUUUCAUGAUAAAUUGCGUUGUUAAUGCCCGUAUAAGUACAGAGCAGUGAUUCCGUCUGUAGGUCUGGACUUGAGAAAAAAAAAAAUGUUGCAGAUGCUGUUCAUUUUGUGAUAUAUUAAAAGUGAAUGUUCUGAGGUCCCAUCUGAAUUAGAUGCCGCUAAAUAAAAACACAAAAGAAACUGA